Ceratina calcarata is the source of this 3797-nucleotide messenger RNA. RefSeq lists its product as uncharacterized. Bases 456 to 3797 code for a protein of 1113 amino acids. The transcript is spliced from 6 exons. Lineage: Eukaryota; Metazoa; Arthropoda; Insecta; Hymenoptera; Apidae. The record is from RefSeq and is a predicted model, not a curated record.
UCCUUACUAGAGAUGGCGUUCAAAAUCACUAACUGUGAUUUAUCCAUGAUUUAUCACUAUUUAUUACAGCGAUUGGAAAAUCACGAUCACUGAAAUUAUGACCGUGAUCGCGAUUUUUCAUAUUGUAUGGAUUCACUAUACAACAUUCAUAUUUCCUCUUCAUAUCUUCUUCAAUCUCCUUCCUACGUCGAACGAGGAGUGGAGCAAAUAGGAGGAGGGGGCAGACGAGGAAAAGAAAGGAAACAAAGAAAUCUGAAGCAAAUCAGCCAUUGUUGAUCAUUAUGCUGUAAAGCAAUUGUACAUACAUUACGUUUUAAGUCAUCGCCGAUUUUAGCCAUUUUCGCUGUUUUUAAGUUAAUUAUUGUUACAACAAGCUGUAACUUGGAACACGUUCUAGUGUGUAAUACAUUACCUGUUUUAUUCGUGCAAAAGAAUUUGGCAAAAUAACACCAAUCAUGGAACAUUAUAAAAUGAUUAGUUCGAACCGAAUGGUAAACUGUAUGCAAGAGCUUGACGAAGUUCGUACAACAAUCUUAGCUGUAUUAGUUUCCCAUAAAAAUGGGUGUACUUUAAGCGAAUUAAACAAGAGUUAUUACGAGUUGGAAGGUAGAUCUAUACCAUGGAGAAAAUUCGGCCAUUGUUCUGUACAAAGUUUACUAAGCAGUAUGCCAGAUAUUGUAAAAAUGGAAGAAAAGAACAAUGAAGUAAUUAUUACUGGUAUUCCAUCUGAGAAGACCAUGCAUAUCACAAAAAUGGUGGCUCACCAAAGAGAUCAAGAAGCUCCAUGUAGGAGAACAUUUAGGCCUAGCCCCUAUUAUCCUACGACUUAUCCUUCUAUGGCUUUUCUGUCAGCUGCUAUGUUGACCAAAUUAAUUAUUUUCGUCGAACAACAUCCAGGGGGUGUAAGGAUGGACUAUAUAACACGGGAGAUCAGUUCUUGCAUGAGUUACAUAAGGAUUACUGCGGAGAAUAUUAAAAUACAGAUACAGUGGUUAAGUCACAGGAUUUAUUGUAAAUCCAGCAAAGUCUAUCCUAAGAAUCUUCAGAACAAAGAAGAUCUAUCCAAUUCUAAUAGAUAUGCUGGUUACAGUCUGACUCAAUUGUUUGAUAGCAAUAUAAAAGUAAAUGCUACGAUACUUAUAAGCGACCAUAUUAAAUCUCAACUGGAAAAGCUUAUCAGUAAACACUCGGAUGGAAUAUGGUGUGAAAAUUUACCUAAUGCAUAUUUAGAUGAAUACAAAGUUCAUCUAUAUUAUGUUGAGCUUGGUUUCAAUAGCGUUCUCGAAUUCACAUCAAUUUUGACAGAUAUAUUUCAUCUUGUCCAAUGUAAAGAAACUGGAAAUUUUAAACUCUUUUAUUCAAAAAGAGAAAUACCUUUGAAAACGGCAAUACCUCAAUUCAAAAUAAAGGAAGUAGAGGAAAUACCUCGGAAUCAUGUGGAAAAAACGGAAAGAAUACCAGUAUUAAUGGAACUCAACAUGCUUCCACCGAACGAUGUCAUGACUAUUGGAGACUAUGUCGAACCCAUCAAAGUUGCGGAUAUUGAAUGCGGUGAUUUAAACAUUGUAGAAGUUCAUGUCGCCGAAGUGUACACGCCUACAGUAUUUUGGAUAAGACUCCGUCGCAAUGCAAGAAUGUUUCACAAUUUUAUGAGGCAAUUUCAUAAUUUUUAUGUAGAGAAGCACGACAAGUACCAAAUUCCACGUUAUAUGAUGAAAAAGGGUUUGUACUGUGCGUGUGAGUACGAUGGACUAUGGCAGAGAGCCAUAAUUAGAAACGUUCAAACAAACUGUGUUACCGUAGUGUUUUUAGACUAUGGAACACUUAAGUCUUAUCCUGCAGAAUCGCUGUACUACCUACAUAAAACAUUCUCUCAUUUACCUUCGCAAGCAAUUCCCUGUAGUUUAUUUAACAUCAGGCCAAGUCAUGGAUCCCAAUGGUGCGAAAAGAGUAGACAAAAAUUCGCACAGUUGACGAUGCAGAAAGAUCUGGUGGCAAUAGUUGUGUCGCGCAAUGAACAGACAAAUUCGAUGUCGAUCACUUUGACGGACACGUCGGAAGAUAAUAACGAUAUACACGUUACAGACGAAUUAAUUGAACUCGAAUUAGCAAGAAUCGGCAAAAUAGUAUCCAAGAAAUCCGAAAAUUUUCCAUUUCAGUAUUAUUUAGAACGCAAGUAUCAGGAAGAAAGAAAAGUUAAGAAACUAGAUCCUGUCGCUCAAAAUGUCGAUGUAAAAAAUAAAGAAGAAGCCAGAGAAGAAAAUGUCGAGAGUGAGAAAAGAGAAAAUUUCGAGAGCGAGAAAGAAAGAACAGUGAGAAAUAGUUCGUCUUACAUUUCUUGUGAUCGAUUUAUACCCUGGUUGCCAAGUGGGAACAUCACUAAAAAAUUUGAUUACGAUACUUUGAAGUUAGAGAACAUAGAGGACAAUAAAAGAAAUAAUACUAACGUUAUGACAAAGACUGAAAAUAGAAGAGAGAAUAAUGUAAGCAAAGAACUAAGUACCGAUUCCCCUCAUAGAGUUAAUAGUCCUCCCAUAGGAGUGAGCGGAAAUAUAAAAAAUAAAUUAUGCGUUUCGACCAAAGAUGAAACUGAAAUACAAAAUAGUGAAUCCUCUUAUGAAAUCAAUAAUAUAAAAAACACGAGCAGCGAUGAAACAGUCAGUAAUUCUAUCGAUACUCCUAAAAAAGAUACAUCCAUCAAACCGGACACAUUUAAUUCCAAACAGAGAGUAUUGUUGAUGAAAAGGCUAUUAAAUGUUAGACAAGUGAAAUCUGAUUCUGAGGAUAUGAGUGUUUCGGAGUCAAAAUCUAGUAGUGAUAAUUGUAACAGCGACCUACAAAUGAUUUUGCAGGAAUUAUCAAAGACUUCAGAGUCUGUAAAGGCGGAUACAGAAUUCGAUGACACGGUUUUAGGCCAAAAUAAGGGAUCAGAUUGCAUAGACCAGGCAUGGAUGUCAGAUCUAUCCUCACCAUGUUUGUCUUUAAAUGAUUCAAACUCUGAUUUAGUAAAAAUUAGUAAAUCAACAUCAACUGAAAAUAGUGAAACGAAUACAAAAAAAGAUUUAAAUUAUGUAAAAGAACCACUCUUAGUAGAAAGAUCAUCCACUAACUCAUAUUCGGAAAUAGAAAUACCCGUAGAAACGUUAAACAAAAAUUCAUUGCUGUUUGUUACAUCGUCUUUGAAUGAUUCUAGUUCAAACUCUGACUCCGUAAAAACGGAGUCUAAAUCAGUAUCGGUGGAAAACAUUGAACCGAAAACAAAAAAUGAUUUAAAUUCUUCUGAAGAACCAUUGUUAGAAAAAUCAUUUACUGACUCAUGUUCGGAAAAAGAAAUACCUGUAGAAACGUUAAACAAAAAUUCAUUGCUGUCUGUCACAUCGUCUUCGAAUGAUUCUAAUUCAAACUCUGACUUCGUAAAAACGGGGUCUAAAUCAGUAUCGGUGGAAAAUAUUGAACCGAAAACAAAAAGUGAUUUAAAUUCCUUGGAAGAACCAUUGUUAGAAAAAUCAUCUACUGACUCCUCUUCAGAAACAGAAGGACCGGUAGAAAUGUUAAAUGAAAAUUCACUGAUAGCUGUUGAUUCCAACAUUCCUACUUUUAACGACAUAGAUGAAGAUACUUGUAGCGAAUCUUAUAUACCAGAUCCUCUAUCUCUUUUAAGAGAAAUGACCAGAAAUAAUAUUCCCUAUAAUGGAGAGGAGAAUACAGAGACAGAAGGGAUUCAAAUUACAGAAAUAAACGAUUCAAAUCCGAAUGACCAGACGCUUUCCACACAAGCUUUGUGUACACUUAGGUAG